Messenger RNA from Brassica oleracea var. oleracea, 983 nucleotides. RefSeq names its product expansin-like B1. Gene Ontology annotation, biological process: sexual reproduction. Bases 88 to 840 code for a protein of 250 amino acids. Lineage: Eukaryota; Viridiplantae; Streptophyta; Magnoliopsida; Brassicales; Brassicaceae. Gene Ontology annotation, cellular component: extracellular region. The transcript has 4 exons. The record is from RefSeq and is a predicted model, not a curated record.
CUCUGUCUUCACAUAUCUUCUGUAAAACAUAUCUAUCUUCCCAAAUCACUUGUUAAAAAUAAUCUUACAAUAGUUACAUAUAACAAUAUGAAGACAUUUAACGUCUUGCAUCUUCUGCUUGUUCAAGUCAUUGUCCUUUUGCCUCUCCUUUGUUUAUCUGAUGACUUUGUUAGCUCUAGAGCUACUUAUUAUGGCAGCCCCGAUUGCAAAGGAAACCCUCGAGGAGCAUGUGGGUAUGGAGAAUUUGGAAGAGAUAUCAAUAAUGGUGAAGUGAGUGGUGUUUCAUCGAGACUAUGGAACAAUGGAACUGGAUGUGGUGCUUGUUACCAGGUGAGGUGCAAAAUACCUCCGCACUGCAACGAGGAAGGAGUAUACGUAGUAGCUACGGACUAUGGAGAAGGACAUGGCACAGACUUCGUUUUUAGCCCUAAGGCUUACGGACGUAUGGCGCGGCCAGGCACAGAGGAUCAGCUAUAUUCCUUCGGUGUGGUCGACGUUGAGUACCAGAGGGUCCCCUGUAAGUACGAUGGGUACAAUCUGGUGUAUAAGGUCCAUGAGAAAAGCUAUAACCCUCAUUAUCUUGCCGUCCUUAUCUUGUACGUUGGUGGUGUCAACGACAUCCUUGCCGUUGAAGCCUGGCAGGAGGAUUGCAAAGAGUGGCGACGCAUGAGAAGAGUGUUUGGAACGGUUCACGAUUUGCAAAAUCCACCAAGAGGCACUCUCACUUUGCGGUUUUUAGUGUACGGAAGCGCCGGUAUCAAUUGGAUUCAAUCGCCAAACGCUCUUCCCGCCGACUGGACCGCAGGAGCCACCUACAACUCCAACAUUCUACUUACUUGAUUCCCUUUUGCUGCUCUUCACUAUAUCUUUCUCUGGUGUGUUUAUAUAUAAUAUAUGGUUUCUCAUGUGUAAUGGUUAUAUACAUAUUUAAAUAAUGCCCUCUAGAAUAAGGAUAACCAUCGAUCUAGAUUUAUUUAUAUAAA